AGGAAGAAAGCUAGGACAAUAUGUUGGAGGCUAAAUUGCUACAGCGAGCUAGCCGCGUCGGUUGAAGCGAGAAUGGCGUGAAAAAAUGUGGGAUCGGAGAGGCAGACUCUGACAGCGGGCUGCUAGAAAGUUGUCCUCCCGUCCCUCCGGGCCGCUGCCGGUGGCUCUUCUCGGUUUCACUUUUUUUUCCCGAUCCUCAUGCAAAACCUAACGGUUCUGGGCAGCCCCAUCAACUCCAAUGUCAUUUGCUCCUGCAACUGCACCGGAUCCCAGCCCCAGGGUAUGGAGAUAUCUGAACUGGAGUUUGUUCAGAUUAUCAUUAUAAUCGUGGUGAUGACCGUGAUGGUAGUCGUGAUCAUCUGCCUCCUCAACCACUACAAACUCUCCACGUGGUCCUUCAUCAGCCACCAGAGCCAGGGCCAGAGGCAGGAGGAGGGGCUGCAGCCGGACGGGUGUCUGUGGCCAUCAGACAGUGUGUCUCGCCAGGGAGCCUCCGAGAUAAUGUACGCUCCACAGAGCAGGGAGAGGUUCACCGCCCCCUCGUUUAUGCAAAGGGACAGAUUCAGCCGAUUCCAGCCCACGUACCCUUACGUGCAGCACGAGAUCGACCUGCCGCCCACCAUCUCUCUGUCAGACGGGGAGGAGCCGCCCCCCUACCAGGGGCCCUGCACCCUGCAGCUGAGGGACCCGGAGCAGCAGAUGGAGCUGAACCGGGAGUCGGUCCGGGCCCCGCCCAACAGGACCAUCUUCGACAGCGACCUCAUCGACAUGCACAGCGGUGGGGGGCCCCGCCCGCCCAGCAGCAACUCGGGCAUCAGUGCCGCCAACUCCAGCAGCCACGGGCGCAUGGAGGGGCCGCCGCCCACCUACAGCGAGGUCAUGGGUCACUACCCCGGCUCCUCCUUCUUUCUUCACCAGCACAGCAAUAAUCCUUCCGCACAGAGGGCAGGAAGCAGAACGAUCCAGCAGGGCAGCCCCGAAAGCACAAUAGUUCCUGCCAAGGAGGCCCACCGGGACGACCUGGUGUGAUAGGGGGAGGGGCUGUGCUCACUGGGUCCGCCCCCUGCCCCUCCCUCUCCCCGCCCCACCACACAAGGGGGUGUGGUCUCUUUCUCGACACUCCCAUGCACAACUGAAUAUCAACCUUCGCUACAAUGACAACAACAAAACGAGAGAAGAGAGGAACCAAUAUAUAAAACAAAUUUGAAUUCAUAUUGCUCGAACUCAAGGGGGAGGGGGGGGUGUACGCACUGCGUGGUGUUUUUGGCUUAGUAGCUAUCUUAUUUUUUUGUAUUCUUUCCUUCAUAAGAGAAAAAAAUGAUUAUUAGCACAGAUUCAAAGGGUUUUUUCUCCCCCUGCCCCCGAAGGACUAUACUGGUCAUGGGAUUGAGGUUUUUUUUUUUAAGACCGGAAUCUGUGCACAAGCAAGAUUUAACACCAAUUGAAAUCCAAAUCUGAGUGCCAAGAUUCACACGUGGAAGUUAAUGUUGGGAUUUGACUUGUUAAACAUUCAAAAGAAAAGUUAUCUAAAGUUGCACUAUCUUAUUGUUUAAAGAGAAGAGGGAAAUGCUCUAUGUGAUUUUUAUUUGUGUGUGUAUUGUCCUUUCAUCCGUGGAUUGAUUAUCGGCUCCAAAGGUAUUUUACAGUGGGAGCAAUAGGGGGGGUCUGUUCUUUUCAUUGAAAACACAAGAAAUACUUGGAUCCAGCCUACAGUCCUCAUGACUCUAACCACCACAGGGACAUACAGGAGAGUAUGUGUACUUGUCACAUUCACCUACACUUAGAGAGACCAUUUUAAAGAGUCUGUCCUCAGUCUGUUGGAUGGGUGGUCUUUAAAACAUUGUGGUUCCUUUUAAGAGCUGAGGUUUUGUUAACUUUGACUUACAGUAUAUUUGCCAACAUGGAAGAGGAGGUGUCUGGCUUGUCCAUGCAAAUUGGCCUUUCAUAAAAUUUCAUUUUUGCUCAACUUUUAAAAUUAUUAUUUAAAACAAAAGUGAAAGGAAAGUCUCUUUUCAGUAUGCCUUCUACCCAUGGAUGGAGGGUCAGUGUAAAAUUUUGUAACCAUAGUUAGUGUAAAAACCGGGAUUUGGUUUUGAUUAGUGGCCACCCUGAAUUUACUGAAAGAGGUUUUAGCUUUCUACGAAAUAGUGACCAAAAAAAUGUGUGUGUAUCUACACACAAUUUUUGUCCAAUCUUCCAUGGGGAGAAGGUAAAUGAUUUUGAGACCUGUCUGACUGAAACUCGCAGACCCUCUGUUGGUUCCCUCCCCAUUGCCCAUGUCUGAAACGGCCGUCGCGCACACAGGUGCCAGUGAAUUGGACCCCCUUUUCCCUCCAUCCAGCAGACCGAGACAGGCGAUUUCUCGGUCGCUUCCACGUUCUCUGCGCCUGGCUUUCUCUCUCCGUUAUAAAAGAACGCCUACAUCGCACAGUUCAGUUCAGUUCAGCCGAUACACACUCGCUUUUGAAACCGCAGAACGAAAGGAUGGGGGAUUAAAAGAUGCAUUUAAAAAAGCUUAAAAUCCUUCUUCGCACUUCCGAACGGCGCGUGUGAAGAUCUUUCUUGGUCUGUGUGUCAGUGUUACCAUUUUUUUUUUGUAACUGUGGUGAAGUAAGGGCUAUGUCGAGGGUCCUUGGAUUACCUUCUUUGCCUAGCCUUUCCCUUUGCGCGUUGUUGCCUUCUCCUCUGCUCUUGCUUGCGUCACUCGGCCGCGUUAAGCCAACCCCAGCUUCCCACCGCGUUUAAGCCCUGCGAGUCCCAGUGCAGCAAAGCGAGUCCCGGCGAAGCAGAGCUCUCGGAUCCCUUUAAAAAAAAGUCGAGCGGAGCCCUUGACGAGCUGUUUCCUGGUGCCUUCAUACCGCGUGUGUGGGCCCGGGACCCCCCCCC
Megalops cyprinoides (Indo-Pacific tarpon) is the source of this 2886-nucleotide messenger RNA. Its product is annotated as low-density lipoprotein receptor class A domain-containing protein 4-like. The record is from RefSeq and is a predicted model, not a curated record. Lineage: Eukaryota; Metazoa; Chordata; Actinopteri; Elopiformes; Megalopidae. Gene Ontology annotation, biological process: negative regulation of transforming growth factor beta receptor signaling pathway. The transcript is spliced from 4 exons. Gene Ontology annotation, molecular function: R-SMAD binding. Gene Ontology annotation, cellular component: early endosome membrane; Golgi membrane. Bases 199 to 1029 code for a protein of 276 amino acids.